GUGAUACAGGCAGCCACACAGCGGGCCACAGACAGCAGCUUUGCAGGGCUAGCGCUAGCUACCGUAGUAAGACCUUCUGCGCACUUGACUGCUUUUGUAACGUUAUCUGACCGGGAAGCUCCUGUAACUGUCACAGACGUUGGACGAGGAGGACAGAUGGAAGCGAUGACGGUUAGCAGGACCAGCCGACAUCCUCGGAUAUGUCCAGCAAUUCUUGCAGUUUUUCUGUUAAUUUUGACUGUGCAGGUUGUAAAAACAUCCUCCGAAUUUGACCCCUACAAAAUGUUGGGUGUCAGCAGGAGUGCGAGUCAAGCAGAAAUCAAAAAGGCUUACAAGAACCUCGCAAAGGAAUGGCACCCAGACAAGAACAAGGACCCCAAAGCUGAGGACAUGUUCAUAAAGAUUUCCAAAUCAUAUGAGAUUCUGUCCAAUGAGGAACGGAGGUCCAACUUUGACCGUUAUGGACAGAUGGAUGAAAACCAGCCCUUUGGGCAGUCACAGCAUCAUGGUUUCCGUGGCUUCCACAACAGCUUCUAUUUUGAUGAGUCCUUUUUCCAUUUCCCCAGGUCCAGGGACUUUGCAGACAGCAAGUACCUGCUUCACCAUGCACAGUUUAACAGCGAUGUCCUACCAGACAGCCACAAGAGGCCGUACCUCAUCAAAGUGACCUCUGAGUGGUGCUUCGCAUGCAUCCAUAUAGAGCCUGUGUGGAAGGAGACAGUGCUGGAGCUGGAGCCUCUGGGUGUUGGCAUCGGCAUUGUGGAUUUGGGAUAUGAGCGCCGCCUGGCCAACCAGCUGGGAGCCCACCGUGCACCCUCCAUCAUUGGGCUGGUGAACGGCAGGGUGACCUUCUUCCAUCAAGCGGUGGUUCGUGAACACCUGCGACAGUUCAUAGAAGAUCUGCUGCCUCAGAAACUGGUGGAAAAGGUCACUGACAACAACUAUCUGACUUUUCUGGAUAACUGGCAUGCUGAAAAUAAGCCAAGUAUUCUCUUGUUUGACCAAGUCCCUUCUGCCCCUCUAAUGUACAAAUUAACAGCGUUUGCCUUCAGAGAAUAUGUCCGCUUCGGCUAUGUGGAUCAGGGUGAAAUGCAUAACACUCGAAUGCUGCGUCAGUUCAACAUAAACACAUACGCCCCCACCAUGCUGCUCUUUAAGGAGGAUACAGAGAGGCCAGUCGACAUCAUCCAGGCCAGAGGGAUGAAGCGACAGAUCAUGGAUGAGUUUGUCUCUAACAACAAGUUCCUGCAGGUGCCGCGGCUGGUCAACCAGCAGCUGUUUGACGAGCUCUGUCCUAUUAAACAGUUUCAUCGUCGGAGGAAGUACUGUGUGCUUCUGAUCACAGGGGAAGACCAAGCCUUUCUCUCAGGCAAUAAGGCCUUCCUGGACUUUGCAACAGCUAACAGUAAAGAGGUGCUGCGGUUUGCAUAUGUCUACCAGCGACUCCAGCAGCCUCUCUGUCAGGCUCUGCUCCACAAUCAGGCUGCUUUCUCACCUCAGGUUGUGAUUCUGGAGAGGCGAAGCCAGGCUGGCAGGGUUCUUUACCGCUCUGUGAGUGGUGGCUGGAACGGCAGUGAAGAAGAUAAAUACCGUCUACACGAACAGCUAGAGCUCCUUCAGAAAGACCCUACCUACCUGACCUCAGACGCCACCCUGCCUGAACUGAACAACGAGAUGGCUCCAAUGUUUAUAAUUCAGUGGAUGAAUGCUGCCUAUGAUUACAUCCUUCAAGUAUAUGAUGACCUCCUCUACUCAAACUGGCGAGAGAUGAUGCCCAUCCUGUCAUUGAUCUUCUCUGCCCUCUUCAUCCUUUUUGGCACAGUCAUUAUUCAGGCCUUCAGUGAGCCUGGUGAAAGCAAACCACGGAAAUCCAAGCCAAAGGAGCAACCACAAACUGAGGAGGAUGCUUCAAGCAGAGCCAGUACAACAAGCCGUGCUCCUAAGAAAGACUUUGUAGAAGUGACAGAGCUGACAGAUCUCACAUAUACCAGCAAUUUGGUCAAACUAAGGCCAGGACACAUCAACGUUGUUCUGGUUCUCACCAACGCCUCCAAGACAGCCCUGCUUAGGAAAUUUGCAAAGGAGGUUUUCUCUUUCUCUGGGACUCAUAACCUGCACUUUUCCUUCCUCAACGCUGAUAAACACCAACACUGGAUGCCAUCGCUCCUUCGCUCAUCCCUUGCUGCUCAGGACCAGGGCCGUGAUGAUUACGAGGAGUCGUCAGACUACUCCGGCCAUGUUCUGGCUCUCAAUGGCCACAAGAAAUACUUCUGCCUCUUUAAACCUGUCUUCACAGGGGAUGAUCCCCACGACUCUUUAUCCGAGACCUCGUUCUCCUCUGACAGCAGGAGACAAUCUAGGUCAAGGUCCAGAUCCAGCUCCCACUCUAGGUCCCGGUCCCAUUCCAGGGACAAUGGGGCUGGAGGGAAGAGAGGCUCCAGCAGGGCCACGAGCAUCGAGGUUCACCACAAGCUGGAUAGGCUGGGACUGUGGAUGGAGAGGCUAAUGGAGGGGACACUGCCCAGACUACAGGUGCCUGCAUGGCCCAUACUGGAUGAAACUACAAACAACUUUUCUGCAGAGAGCUGAGGUCUUACUAACAGAGGUACAAAUGGAAGAAGCCGUAUGUGGUCUCACCUCCUGAUUAAGUCCUUUAGCAAAAAAGUACAGUAAGGAAAUGAUUAUUUAUGUUCUCUUUUGCACAGGUAGGCGGCUGCUGCACUGAACAGUUUAAACCUGUUUACAGAAUGUCAUUUUAUUUAUGUGUCACAGAGCGUGGAGCAGAUAGAAAUCAACGGCUUAGAGUUUUGUUCUACCAAACCUUUAAAAUGCAGUUUUGUGCAUGUUAAGAGCUGCAGUGAAUGCAUCAACAAGCAAAGGCAGCAUUUGAGCUGAAAUAUGACUGCUGCACAAAGACAGAAGGAGGAAAACAACAAAGUAGCUUCUCCUCCUCCACACAUGCACGCCCAGUUUUCUCACACACACAGGCAGGUGGUAAGUGCUGUUAACAAGCUGCAGAUAGAUCACCUCACUGCUCAAGUGUUCUUUACUGCCGCUGUGUAUAGCCCACAAACAUUCAGAAGCAUCAAGGGACAGACAUUGGCUGUGCUUUGCAGUGUGUGGACUGUAUGUGUGCAUUAGAGAUUCAACUUACAGUAGAUUUCCCUUCUUUUAUUUCUUGUCUCUAUUCAUAUAUAAAGUGAGGUCAUACAGGAAAGACCAGGUGCAAGCUUUUUAUUUCUGUAGUUGAGUCUUUUAACACCAAAUUUCCUCACAUUACCUUUAAGCCUGAAAACAUUUUUACAGUUAAAAGCUCUUUACUCUGACUUCUGGCAGCAUGUCAGAUUUCUGAUUUGGUUUUUGAUCAGAUUUCUACUUAGUCCAAAAACAGGCAUGGAAACUGAGCCUGAUGCACUGACUUAAUUCAUAAAUUAUUUAAACACACUGGUUUUUUUUUUAAUUUGUGGAAGCCUUUUGUUGGUCUUGGAUAUUGGUCAUUUAUUAUCACACAACAUUUUUUGAUUCCAGAUAUGAGAGCAGAGAGCAGAGAAUUGAGUGGCACUGAAAGUUGCAAUAAUCAGAUAACAUUAAUAUGGUUUUAAGAAUUGCUUAGUAAGAAACUGAUUAUACUUCUUGAAACAAGUUGCCACUUUUGCUGCUUUUUUGGUUUAAGUAUGUGAGCAAUGUGUGAGUUUAAAGCUGCCUUUGAUAUCACUAGUUUUUGAGUUAUUGUUUGUUUGAAUCAGGGAGCAGCAACAAAUGCUACUGUAUUGAAUUGGCCAUUUUUAGACUUCCCCUUUAGAUUUUUGAGAACUUGAAUGCAUGGAAUAAGUAAACUAAUAAAUUUAAAGAGAAUCUGCAUUUGCAGCAAAUGUGUGAUUCCUUUUGUCUUCUCCUUUUACUUUCACUUUGUGAUUGAAUAAUUUGCUGCUUAACAAUGAGUCAUAUUUGCAGUACACUGUAACUCUAAAUAAUUUAGAUUUCAUGUCCUUUGAACUUUUAUUAUGUGAACAUGAAAUUGUAUGAAAUGAAGUGUAACCUAUUAAAGAAACUUCUUUUAAAACAUAUAAUUUAUUAAAACUUGCAACCUGCUU
Messenger RNA from Cheilinus undulatus (humphead wrasse), 4094 nucleotides. RefSeq names its product DnaJ (Hsp40) homolog, subfamily C, member 16 like (gene dnajc16l). The transcript is spliced from 16 exons. NCBI's taxonomy places the organism in Eukaryota, Metazoa, Chordata, Actinopteri, Labriformes, Labridae. The coding region runs from base 157 to 2589 and encodes 810 amino acids. The record is from RefSeq and is a predicted model, not a curated record.